Molecule: messenger RNA, 471 nt
Organism: Arabis nemorensis
Lineage: Eukaryota; Viridiplantae; Streptophyta; Magnoliopsida; Brassicales; Brassicaceae
Source: the annotation of a GenBank genome assembly
AUGGCAGAGAACCCGUCUCCUUUGAGUCCAAGGAAUCGCCCUUUUGAGGCCGGUUCUUCGUACGUUUCUCCGUGCUUAGAAGACUUGGAUGGCUUAAGAGACGGUCUUUCACUUCCCGGAGGAAGAGUCAUCCGUACACCUGGCUCUGACGCAGAGGAUGACAUUGUCAAGUCAGAGCAGGAAGUCGAAGUGGAAAGCGAUGUUAACUUGCCGGCUACGCAGAUUUCCACGAAGAAGAGGAAACCGCGGACUAAGCCUGACCCGCCGGGUUCCAKGCUUUCCACUGGUCAGMCUCUACGUGACCUUCGUGCUCGUUUCAAGAUCUCCAAGGAAAUUAAGUUUGCUCUUCCGUCUUCGUCAGACCGAGCUGACGACCCUCCGGAGGGCUAUUUUACUGCAGAGCUUUUUACCAGGUCAUCAAAGACUUCCCCAGCAAGGACAACUUCUGGUUUGAAAAGUUCUUCUUUGUGA